Messenger RNA from Cajanus cajan (pigeon pea), 2294 nucleotides. The record is from RefSeq and is a predicted model, not a curated record. NCBI's taxonomy places the organism in Eukaryota, Viridiplantae, Streptophyta, Magnoliopsida, Fabales, Fabaceae.
UCAUUAAUGUAUGAUAUCACAGCGAUCAUUCAUUCAUUCGUGCAUGUCAAUCAGUAUAUCUCCUUCCUAAAUUCAACGUCUCCGUUCCGUUCUCUUUCUUCAUCCUCCAAACCCUAAUCAACUUCUUCACUUCCCUCUGAUUCCACUUUCGCUUCAACCAGAAGAUACUGUUUGGUCAGGGCGACCUAAUGCUAAGGCUUCCAAUUUCUACAUAAGUUGCCAUUGAUACUUUUUUAAUCAAAUGGAUUCAGUGCCUGCUGAUGUAUCUAAUUCACAUCCUAUUAAAGAUCCACCCACUUCACCUCCUGCUAAGGAGAUUGAUGAACAAGCUUCUGCUUCUGUAGUCUCUGGGCAAGAUAAUUCUGCACAUGAUGCAUCAUCUAGGCUAUCUCCGACUGGCAUAUCGUCUUGGGCCAAAUUGAAAAUUUCUCAGCCAUUUACUGGCUCCCAAGAUGACUCGUCAAGUGGGAAUGCUGGGAAAUCAACUUUUGCACGCAUCACUAGUAAUUUGGGGUUGAGGUUGUCCCCAAAAUCUCCUGUGGCAGAUGACAGUUCCAAUGAAACAGCUGUACAAUCUAAUUUGUUUGGAACUAUCACGAAAGGCCUGGUUGACUCUUCUAAGAAUGCAGUGAAAGCUGUGCAGGUUAAAGCACGCCAUGUUGUUUCACAGAAUAAACGCAGAUACCAGGAAGGAGGUUUUGAUUUAGAUAUGACAUAUAUCACUGAAAACAUUAUUGCAAUGGGAUUCCCUGCUGGUGACUUGAGCUCUGGGUUUUUCAGUUAUGUUGAAGGAUUUUACAGAAAUCAUAUGGAAGAAGUGAUCAAGUUUUUUGAAACUCACCAUAAGGGUAAAUACAAGGUUUAUAACCUUUGUUCUGAGCGGUUGUAUGAUGCAUCGUUAUUUGAGGGAAAGGUGGCUAGCUUUCCAUUUGAUGACCACAAUUGCCCACCAAUUCAACUGGUUAUAUCAUUUUGUCAAAGUGCUUACUCGUGGUUGAAAGAAGACAUUGAGAAUGUUGUGGUUGUCCACUGUAAGGCUGGAAUGGCAAGGACAGGGUUGAUGAUUUCUAGUCUUCUAUUAUUCUUAAAGUUCUUCCCAACUGCUGAGGAAUCAAUGGAUUACUAUAAUCAGAAAAGAUGUAUUGAUGGAAAAGGACUUGUUCUGCCUAGUCAGAUUAGGUAUGUCAAAUAUUUUGAACGAGUCUUGACUUACUUUAAUGGUGAAAACCCACCUGCCCGCAGGUGCAUGCUUCGGGGAUUCCGGCUUCACAGAUGCCCUUACUGGAUUAGGCCCUCUAUAACUGUCUCAGAUCAUAGUGGUGUGUUGUUCUCAACCAAAAAGCAUCCAAGAACCAAGGAUCUUCUGCCAGAAGAUUUUUGGUUUAGUGCGCCAAAGAAGGGAGUGAUGGUCUUUGCUUUGCCAGGAGAGCCUGGUCUUACACAGUUGGCCGGGGACUUCAAAAUCCAUUUUCAUGAUCGCCAAGGAGAUUUUUACUGUUGGUUGAACACAACUAUGACAGAAAAUAGGAAAGUAUUGAACACCAGUGAUCUCGAUGGCUUUGACAAGAGAAAAUUGCCUUCUCCAGGAUUUAUGGUUGAGGUUGUGCUGGCGGAUUAUGAUGGCAAUGUUGUAACUUCCAAACCAGAAACUACAACAAAGAAAUCAGAUGAGAGUUCAAGUAACAGUUCUGCCAGUCCCGCCCCAGAAGAAAGUAGCAGCCCUGCACAGAAUGCAGACAAAGAAUCAGAGAGUAAUGAUAAAGAUGAUGUGUUUUCAGAUGGCGAGGCAGAGCAAUCUGGUUCUUCAAGAAGCAAGCAAACAAAAGCACCUUCUGAAGCAGUUGAAACAGUUAAAAAUGACAGUAGAGUGUCCGAAUCCAACAGAACUUCGAAUCAAGUUGCAAAUUUAUCACAUGCAACAGAACAAGUUUCCUUGGGAAACAAGAGCUCUACUCCUCCUACUCAUAGCGCUAGUGAGCCAAGAAGUAAUGUUGACGGAAGAUCAGUGUCCAGUCUCGGGGUGCCCAGCGCAGAAAGUGAGUUUAAGGCCAUGGCUGCAGAUGCUUCUGUUUUUACCUUCGGAGAUGAUGAAGACUACGAAAGUGAUUGAAGAAGUAUAACAAUAGGGGUUACUUUGUUAUUUUAUACUUCGAUAUUUGUACAUAAAAUUGCUUGCAACUUUCCACACAAAUAUUUUGGUCAUCCAUUUGUUUGUUUGUUGUAAUGAUAAAUCUGGAUACUGCACACUGGCUUAAUGCACAAGUUAAAAAUAAGAACAUGCUCAGUUAUCUGUA